AUGACUACCAAAGCUCCAAAGUAUGAAGCAAUUGUAGCAAAGAAAGUUGCUCAAAGAGAUUCAAAAUUUGUUAAGGAAUGGUUAAUUCCAAAGGAAUCACUUCCAGAUCUUACCGAUGUAACUGGCUGGAUUCCAAAAUCUGGAUUUUUAACCGAAGAAGAAUUAGAAAUUACUGAAGCAAAUGUUUUAGAAAUUUCUAAAAACAUUCAAAGUAAGAAAUGGCGUGCUUUGCAAGUAACUAAAGCAUUCUGUCAUAGAGCCAGUAUUGCCAAUCAAUUGGUGAACUGUUUAACCGAAGUCUUUUUCGAUGAGGCAUUCAAACAAGCAGAAGAACUUGAUAAAUACCAAGACGAAACUGGAUCUUUAAAGGGACCUCUUCAUGGUUUACCAAUUUCUUUGAAAGACAACUUAAAUGUCAAGGGACAAGCUUCAAGUAUUGGAAUUGUUCAAUUUUGCUUUGAACCAGAACAGAUGGAAGAAGAUUCAUUAAUUGUUGAAGUUUUAAGAGGAUUAGGAGCUGUUUUCUAUGUUAAGACUAACAUCCCAGCUGCUAUGAUGAUGCCAGAAUCAGUUAAUCAUAUUUUUGGCCAUACUGUAAAUCCUUUGAACAGAAAUUUGAGUGCAGGUGGAUCUUCUGGUGGUGAGGCUGCUCUCUUAGCCUUGAAAGGUUCACCACUUGGUGUUGGUACUGAUAUUGGAGGAAGUAUUAGAAUGCCAUCUUCAUUCCAGAAUUUGUACGCACUUAGACCAUCUUUUGGAAGAUUCCCAAAUUAUGGAGGUCGUUCUGGACUUCCAGGGUUGGAAUCGGUUAAUUCGGUUAAUGGUCCUAUGACAACUGACUUGGAAUCUCUUGAGUACUAUUGUAAAUCGGUCAUUGGCGAUGAACCAUGGAAUCGUGAUGCAAAGGCUAUUGAACUUCCUUGGAAAUCGGUUACUCUUCCAGAAAAGAUGAAUUUUGCAGUUUUGAUGGAUGAUGGUGUAGUUCGUCCUACUCCUCCAAUUCGUAGAGGGUUGCAAAUCACUAUCGAUGCCUUGAGAAAGGCUGGCCAUGAAGUCAUUGAAUGGGAUCCUGCUGAACAUUUCCGUUUAUCUGAAAUUAUCACUUCUUUCUUCCUCAGUGAUGGUGGAGCAUAUAUCAGAGAUGCAUUUGAAGCCACUGAAGAACCAUUUUUCCCAUUUAUGAAUGCACACAAAGUUGCACCAGAGGUGAAGGUGAAGGAUCUUUGGAAAUUACAAUCUGAGAGAUCGGCUUUACUUAAGAAAUACCUUGAGAGAUGGAAUGCUACUGCUGCUCAAACUAGUAAUGGGAAGCCAAUCGAUGCCAUUAUUAUGCCUGCAACUCCAUUUGCUGGGAACCCUACCGGUAAGUUCCAAGACUAUAUUGGAUAUACUUCACCUUUCAAUGUUUUAGAUUACAGUGUGGGGAUUUUCCCAGUCACUAGAGCUGACAAGGAUCUUGAUCCAAGAGACGAAGCAAGUACCGGCCACUCAGCUACUGAUGACAAGGUAUGGGAAGAUUACAACCCAGAAGAAACCCACGGAGGUGCAGUCGCCUUACAGCUUAUCGGUAGAAGACUCCAAGAAGAGAAGGUUGUUGAAAUGCUUAAAUUAUUUAAAAAGUUGAUUAAGUAUGAACACUAG
[Candida] anglica is the source of this 1641-nucleotide messenger RNA. The record is from the annotation of a GenBank genome assembly. NCBI's taxonomy places the organism in Eukaryota, Fungi, Ascomycota, Pichiomycetes, Serinales, Debaryomycetaceae.